This is a messenger RNA of Pipistrellus nathusii (Nathusius's pipistrelle), 714 nucleotides long. The record is from the annotation of a GenBank genome assembly. Lineage: Eukaryota; Metazoa; Chordata; Mammalia; Chiroptera; Vespertilionidae.
AUGAGCUGUCCGGAACUUCCCUCCGUGGACUAUAGUAUAGUUGUUGCGAAGGAGGCGGAAGGACGCGUCCUGGGGAUCUACAUGUGCAUGCAGGGCUACCACCUGGAAGGAGAGAGCACCUUGUUUUGCAACGCCUCUGAGGGGUGGAAUGCCCCUACCCCCAGGUGCCGCUUGGGCCACUGUCCCGACCCUAUGCUGCUGAAUGGCAAGUUUAGUUUCCAGUGGCCUGUGAAAAUGAGAGACAGAAUCACGUUUCAAUGCAAUGAGCACUACAUCCUCAAAGGCAGCAACUGGAGCCAGUGCCACGAGGACCACACCUGGGUGCCUCCCUUUCCCAUCUGCAAGAGCAGAGACUGUGGCCCUCCUGGGAACCUAGCUCAUGGCUAUUAUGAAGGAGUAGAUUUCAACUCGGGAUCUACCAUUACUUACCACUGUGAAGACAGGUACCACUUGGUGGGCACACCGGAGCAGCGGUGCAUUGAUGGGGAAUGGAGCGGUGCACCUCCGGUCUGUGAACUGAUCCCAGAAGCUCCCAAACCAGCCCCACAGACUGCUCAUGAGAAGGCACUGCUUGCCUUUCAAGAGAGUGAGGAACUUUGCAAAGCCAUAGAAAACUUUAUGCAAAGAUUAGAGGAAAAUGGCACAACAAUGGAAGAACUAAAACAUUCUCUGGAAAGUAAGAAAGCUGAGUUGGAGGCAAAAAUAUUGUCCUGA